CGGGAUGAGGGUGUGGGGAGGUCACACAUGCGCAGUGUUGCUGCAGUGGCGCGGGGGUCUGUGCGGAGACGCGGCUGGGCUUGGCAUUCGCCCUAAAGAUAGGGAGGCUGAGGAAAGGGGCUGGGCUUUUGGCAGGAGCCCGGGCCGAGCAGGGUUGGGCUGCUGCUGCAGGGAGGGCGCGGGUCCUCCUUCCCACACUCCUGCAGGCCAUCUGUGACAGCCCCUUCCCCCAAGUCUCUCCUUUCCUGGGGUCUUGGUGCCCAGUGCAGAGAGAGGAGUCUGAAUGAUGCCCAGGGGCCGGGCCUGGACCCAACAGGAGAUCAGCUGCCUCCUGACCCUGAUCCAGGACUCUGGGGAGGUCACAUUGCUCAUGGCUUCCACUUCAAGGCCUAAUGAGGCCUUGUGGCAAUCCAUCUCCCAAGGGCUGGGGGCGUCAGGCUACGGUCGAAGUGUGGCUCAGUGCCGAUCCAAGUGGAAAGCACUGAAACAAGCCUUCUACUCAGAGUGGGAGACCAGCCGCCAGGCAGGAGGUCCCUCCCCGCAGCCCCCACCCCACUAUCGCACUAUGAAGAGGCUGUGGAAGGCUGCAGGAAGGCCAGUUUUUGGAGAACGACGACUUCCAGGCUCUGAAACAAAUCUUGAAACAGGACCACCACCUUGUGCCAAGAAAGAAUCCCCCCCUCCUGAGGAAAAGCAGGCCAGCCCUGCCCCCUCCCAGAUUCAAGAAGAGCCUCCGGCCUUGGUCCCGGAGGUUCCAGUCAGGCCAGAUCUGGUCCCUCAAGUUGCUAGAGAAGAGCCCACCCAUGUGUCAGGGCUGCAAGGCCCUGGGGUGGUGAGCCUCCUCCAGAACAUGCAGGAGCUUCUGGUACAGAUCUUGCGAACAUCAAGGCAGCAGCAGGCGUUGCUAGAGAGCUUGGCCCAAGACACCGUCUCCCACCUCCACCUGCUGUCUGACGGCCUGGGCCAGAUGGGCCAGACCUUGCAGGCCCUGCUGAUGCACAGCCCCAGCUGGCAGAGUCCCCGGUCCCUGCUCACGGCCACAAGCACUCCCACUCGACCGCACCCCCCUGCCCUGGGCCUGCACUCUCCCCAUUCCCCCUCUAUCCCUGUUGCCCCUGCCAGCCCCUGCCUCAAGGAGGAGAACAUCCUGCCCCCACCCAGGUUUGCCCCAUUAUGAAUCUGGACCACGACCCCAAAGCUGUGGCUCAAGCCAAUAAGACAACUCUCUCUCACCUCCUUUCUCCUGCUGGUCCCCACCCCAAGUAGUCUGUUCCCAAGACUGAAGACUUUUAUGUAAAUGUCCUCCUAUUUUAGAAAAUAUUUAAUUUAAAAGAGAAACAUGCAUCCUUUUUUUUACAGUGAGAGAUUAUUUGAUUAAAAAAUGAAAACAGCAGGAGAGGAGACUGUGCCCCUGACUCCACCCUGUUCUUUCAG
Messenger RNA from Dromiciops gliroides (monito del monte), 1434 nucleotides. RefSeq names its product TOX high mobility group box family member 4-like. The record is from RefSeq and is a predicted model, not a curated record. The transcript is spliced from 6 exons. Bases 284 to 1177 code for a protein of 297 amino acids. NCBI's taxonomy places the organism in Eukaryota, Metazoa, Chordata, Mammalia, Microbiotheria, Microbiotheriidae.